AUGUGUCCCGAGGGAUUGGAUGGGUGCAGAUCCGGGGAUUGCUCCCGCUCUCCCAGCCCUGUGCCGGCCGCUCUCCAGCAGGAGCCCAGCGAGGAGAAACCUCCCUCCACCGCGGGAGCCGGGAGCGGGAGCCGGGAGCGGGAGCCGGGAGCGGGAGCCGGGAGCGGGAGCCGGGAGCGGGAGCCGGGAGCGGGAGCCGGCAUCGCCCUAUUUGGCGCAGUCAGCAGGUCCUGCCGGGCUGCCAUCGCCCCCCUCGCGGCACAGGAAUGCACGGGCAGCCUGCGCCGUGUCACAGCGGGAUGCUCGGGGACCCCGCCGGGCAGCGGGGCGGGGCAGGUUGCACCCCAAAACGUGGCCCCUUCCAGGGCUGAUGAUGGGGAGCACCGUGGCUGCUUUGCUGACGGGACAAGCCAGGAAACACCCCCAGCCCCAGCUGGAGCUCAUCUGGGAGGGGGCUGGGGGCUGCCUGCCUUCCCCUGGCCUCCCACACCCCCUCCCCAUCCCGGCUGUAAUGAGAACAAGCUGGUCCCGGGCUGCGACGCAGGAGGAGGAGGAGGAAGAGAAGGAGGAGGAGAAGAGGGAGAAGGAGGAGGCUCCAUCCCAGCAGGCUGCAGAAAGGGGCUCGAGGUGUGUGGGACAGAUCCCGUCUUCCCGGCUCCCUCCUGCCGGCUGCGGGCGAGGUCUCCUGCACGAAUCCUGGGAAUGGGCUCGGCCAUGGGCACGUGGUUGCUGCUCCUGGUGCUGCUGGUGGCAGGCCCGGCACAGGCGGCGGCGCCGCGGCAGCGCCCGGUGUUGCCGGAGCCCGCGGGCAGCGGGGACGGGGACGAGGCGUCGGCCACGCUGCCUGCCCAGCCCGUGACCCCCCGGGUCAGCCCCACGGUGGGGGACGUGCCGGGCACCACGGUGACCAACAGCUCGGCGCCGGGCGUGCUGGACGGGCUGGUGGACUUCUUCAAGGAGUAUCUGCUGCUGGUGGUGGUGGUGGGCUCACUGUCCUUCGUCCUCCUCUUCAUCAUCUGCGCCGCCGUCAUCGUCCGGCAGAAGCACAAGGCCUCCGCCUACUAUCCCUCCUCCUUUCCCAAGAAGAAAUACGUGGAUGAGCGGGACAAGUCGGGGGGAGCGCGGGCGUUCAGCGAGGUGCCCGACAGAGACCCCGAGGCCGGCGCAGAGGAGCCGCUGGACGGCGGCCGGCAGCUCCAGGCGGACAUCCUGGCUGCUGCCCAGAACCUCAAAUCCCCCCACAAGGCGCCGCUGGCCAACGGGGCCCAGGGCGAGCAGAAUUCCCCUCAGGAGGAGAAGGAGGAGGAGGAAGAGGAGGAAGGAAAGAAGUUGAGGGAUGAGCAACCCAAGGCUCCCGCCCAAAGUCCAGGUGUGGAGGAAGAGGCAAGCGCAGGAAGCAAGGAGACCCCUGAUGCAGCCCAGGAUGGCUCCCAGGCUGCCUCUGGAAUGUGAGGCAGGGACACAGUCCCAGCCAUCCUGAGGAGCCGCUGGCUUGGGACACACGAUGGACAUGGUGGAUCAGCCGUACGUACGUGGUGGCCCAAGGAGGCCCCGAUGAAGAUCCCAUUCCCCCCCAGCUCCCCUGACCCUCGUGCUGGUGGGGUGCUCAUGGAGGGGGAUUUGCCAGCUGGUGCUUUUCCCCAGCACUAGAACACUGUCAGCCCCAGCUCCUGCUGCCCAGGGGGCUUCUCCCAGCCCAGGCACUGGGUGGGUGCAUCCCCCCAGCUCCAGCUCUGCCCCCAUUGUGCCACCAGCUUCCUCCCAAAUGUUACUUUAAUCAGCAGCAGCAGCCUGGUCCGUGCCGGGCUCCUGGCCGGGAGCUGUGUCUGUCUGGGAGGAAGGAUGGGAGCAGAGCUGGAGGUCUGUAGGGCCUGGGUCAGCUUUGCCCAGGGCCACCCAAGGGAAAGAGGGAUGAGGAUCUGGGGACAAGAACCCUCCUUUCCUUCUUUCACCCCAGAGCCCAGUUGGAUUUUUGCCUCACUUCCUGAACCCCUUCAGCUAGAAAUAAACGUUUCCUCCGCA
Molecule: messenger RNA, 2022 nt
Organism: Prinia subflava (tawny-flanked prinia)
Lineage: Eukaryota; Metazoa; Chordata; Aves; Passeriformes; Cisticolidae
Gene: TMEM119
Product: transmembrane protein 119
Exons: 3
Coding region: 1-1452 (483 amino acids)
Biological process (GO): positive regulation of osteoblast proliferation; positive regulation of osteoblast differentiation; ossification
Cellular component (GO): plasma membrane
Source: RefSeq, a predicted model, not a curated record